Molecule: messenger RNA, 2559 nt
Organism: Pochonia chlamydosporia 170
Lineage: Eukaryota; Fungi; Ascomycota; Sordariomycetes; Hypocreales; Clavicipitaceae
Product: phospholipid metabolism enzyme regulator
Exons: 2
Coding region: 1-2559 (852 amino acids)
Biological process (GO): protein localization to vacuolar membrane; positive regulation of phosphatidylinositol biosynthetic process; vacuole inheritance
Cellular component (GO): PAS complex; fungal-type vacuole membrane
Source: RefSeq, a predicted model, not a curated record
AUGGACAAGUCUUCUGCUGCGGCUGACGGUGCCGUCGGUACCGCCCAGUCCAGUAACAAGACCAACAACACAACCGGCCCCAAUGGUCCAUCAUUACCGCCGCCAAACAAUUCUACAACUGCAAGCCAAACCUCGAAACAAUCGUCGGCCGCCAACUCUGCUGCGCAAUCACCUGCCGCUUCUCGAGAUGGGUCACCGUCACGCCAACCACGCAGAGCAACAUCGUCGACUAGACAGACAGGGAACAGAUCCCGCAAGAACAGCCACCAGGACAUGAGUCCCACACGACAACUUCGCCAAAGUAGCCAGGACCGAGGAACUCCCACCCGGACCUUGUCAUCUACUACUACUCCGAACUUACGGCCUAAUAGCAGAGAACCACCGCUGCAUGCGCCAACACCGCAGAAGCCUUCUGCCAUUCCGGAUCUGAAGGAUAGCCCCCGGUGGCCGGUAUCUCCACGACUACGAUCACCUCCACCGCAGCUUGGGCGACCUGGAGCGACAACUCCGACACGCCGUACCGAACAGGAAGCUCCUGCGAUUAGCAUUCAACGGCCGAGCCCCUCGCCGCAAGUAUCAGAUAGCCAAAUUUCAGUAUUGGACAGCGAUACUGAUGAAUCCCAUGCGCCUUCCGGGGUGCGGACUCCUGCUCGAGGACUGUUGGAGACUGUCCAGGAAGUGAGCCAUAACAACUCGCCUGCACGACCUAACGACUCAGCGUUGUUGGAUCAGGUGAAGGAAAAGUUGGCCGCUCCCGAUAACCAUUCUGACGGUGCCUUGAGCGACGGGGGUCGUACUCUGAAGUCCAAGAUGAGCAACGCUACACAACAGAAUGGAGCAGAUAGUGGCACUAUUAAGGCUGAUUCAAGGAGAACUAGCUCCGUUCCUCCACCACCCUUGGUCUCCAGGCAAUCCAGUGCCCUGUCUACGAAGCAAGCCAAAUCGAAGCCGGAGACGGGUUCAACACAGAGUAUGACAGUUGAGACCGAGACGGUCUCGAGUAUUCCGCAAGUUGCCCUCACGACCGCUACAAAGGAAGGCGGCAAUGGGACGUUGAAGGCCAAGCCGAGCACGGAGACUAUCAGGCCCAAAAAAGAAAAGAAGAGGACCACGAGGAAGCAACCAGCUGUAAAUUCAGGUACAGCCUCUUCUAAAGCCGACAAUUUCGAAGCCAAGAUAGCCAGUGCUGUUGACGAAGCCAACACCUCUGAUUCCGAAGAAACCUUUGUUUAUGACUCAAACCCUCCAGACAACACCGAGAGGACAAAUCGGCGCUUCCACUCCCGGACCCCGAGCGCUACGUCCAUGGCCAGCCAAGCUGACCGACAGAACUUGCGAUCUAUUUAUGGUGUCAUGGAAGGAGCCAGCCACGGGCCAGUUGCCAAGAAAAGCAUGAAAUUCGUCAACACCUUCAACGGCAAUGCCAGUGACAGUCUCACUCCUGGAGAUGAGGAUGGUAAGGGAAGUGGACGCAGCGCUGGGGGAUCGGCCCGGGGAACUGUUCGACACCACCAUCACAUUGGCCGCUGGGGUCGACAACCAGGAAAUGGGCAUGCUUCCCUUUUUGACAAUGAGUCUCCAUUCCCCAAUGCAGCCAAGUCCAAGUUCCCUUCUACUGCCAACAACCAUAACUCUCGCAAUUCCUCAAACCCACCAAGCCCCAGGAAUUUUCUCUCUACUCGGGGGCACCUGAACUCCAAACGGUCCAAUAUGCAAAUGUCGUCCAGCUACGAUUUGGACGAGACCACCGGCGCUGAUGACGAGAGGACGCCUCUAAUCGGCACAUUACGUUCGUCACGAGGCGGACGACGACGCGGACCUCAUUCUCUUCGCCAAGCCGAAUCCCAAACUUACACCAGACGGUCGUCGUAUCUGAAUCGUUUUGCCGCCUGCCUCGUUUUGACAAUGAUGCUCCUUCUUGUCAUAACAGGGGCCAUUGGGUUCAUGUUUGCGACGUCUCAGCCCAUGACAGGCAUUGAAAUUGUGUCGAUUAAGAACGUUGUCACAAGCGAGCAGGUAUUGAUGUUCGAUUUGACCGUCAAAGCACACAAUCCCAAUAUUGUUGUUGUUACGAUUGACCACGCAAAUUUGGAGAUAUUCGCCAAGUCUGAAUAUGGUGGGACUGACUCGGACUGGUGGAAAUACCCUGACGGGCCAGAUGACUUUCACAUUCAGGAUGAUCCUGCAAAUGACCCGCCAACGGACCCGGGGGCAGGCGAUGGGGAUGACACCGACUCCAGACCCAACAUUUUACUUGGACGUGUCACCGAAUUUGACAGUCCGCUCACGUUUGAAGGUUCCCUAUUUCACCAAGGUACUUCUUCCUCGACGGGAGAGAUGCAACUUCCAAAUCCAGGCAAUGGCACUUCUGGCGGUUCCGCACGAUGGGAUCGUAUCUACCAGAAUGAGUUUGACCUGAUUGUAAAGGGAGUGGUGAAGUAUAGCCUACCACUGAGUGCUCACAUUCGCAGCGCAACAGUGUCCGGCAGGACAACCGUGAAGCCAAAUUCGGCAAACGAUCCUUCCCACAAGCCAAACAGUACCAUUCUGGGCAUAUAG